Molecule: messenger RNA, 1747 nt
Organism: Dimorphilus gyrociliatus
Lineage: Eukaryota; Metazoa; Annelida; Polychaeta; Dinophilidae
Source: the annotation of a GenBank genome assembly
UAAAAUUAUUCUGCUAUAUCAAUAGAGAAUAAAGAAGAGGGAACGAUAAAGAGUUUCUACACGUGUAAGUGCCACUUAUACAUAUACAUAUAUAUAUUUAUAUAUAUAUAUAUAUAUAUAUAGAUAUAUAGAUAUAUAUAUGUAUAUAAUUAUAUAUACGGCAUAUAUAUAAAAGAGACCGCAUUCGGCCACUGUAUACAGUAUAUACGUGUGCAUAGCUUGAAUAAGAAGAUUAAGUAUUUUGCAGGAAAGACAAAGAGAAGCUAGAAUGAAGCCAAAUUUAAUAGACGAAGAGAAUGAAAAGGAAAAGAAAGCAGAAUUUAUUCAACUCUCAGGCCACAAGGGAACAUGUAAGACUGCGUCACCAAAGACCAUUUAUAAAAAAUUAAGAGAUGGUAACAAUGAAACGUCCGCUUACUUGAAAGCAAUGGAAGACGAUUUGGCUAAGCGUUGCAUACCAAAAUUUUACGGAGAUCUUAAAGAUGGUAAUCAAGCCUAUAUAGAGUUGGAGAAUCUAAUGCAAUAUUUUAAAAGUCCAAACGUUAUGGAUAUAAAGUUGGGUUGUAGAACAUUCGAAGAGAGUGAAGUUCAAAGUACAACGUUAAGAGAGGAUUUAUUUCAAAAGUUGGUAAAACUUGAUCCAAAUUGUUGUAGCGAAGAAGAGAUUAGAGAUAAAGUUGUUACAAAACUAAGGUAUAUGCAAGUAAGAGAGAAGAUAUCGACCACAUCAAAACUCGCCUUUAGAAUUGAGGCUGUUCAUAGUUCUUCAUCAAGAUAUUCGCAGGAUAUAAAAAAGAUUAGCAAUUCUAUUCAGGUUUUAGAUUGUUUUAAAUUCUUUUUGAAUAAGGCUCAUAACAAAAAACUGUUGGAAAAUUUAAUUGAAAAACUUAAAGAAUUAAGGCGAAAUGUUGAGGAAAGUGAUUUCUUUCAAAAGCAUCAAAUUAUCGGCAGUUCCCUUUUACUGAUACACGAUGGUUCAAACUGCGGAGCAUGGAUUAUUGACCUCGCUCACGCAACACCACCCCCUGAGGGAAUAGAAAAAUUGAAUCAUAGAACCAGUUGGAAAAUGGGAAACGGCGAAGAUGGUAUACUAACUGGUCUCGACAAUAUAAUUCGACUAUUUCGUUCCUUUCUUUAAUAUCUCGAAAAUCUUGAAAUUGAAGAGCUAUUACUACAAUUACAAGACAUAAAAAAUAUAAAUAUAUAUGCGUGUGAAGACGAGAGAGAGAGGGAGAUGGAACGACGUUUUUCCUUUCCUUUUCGUCUAUGAACAAGAUCAAAAAAAAGCAAAAAUUAAACAAAAAAUAUGAUUCAAUAAUUGUUAAAGAUUGGAUAAAAAUUAUAACUGAUUUAAAGUCCUUCUCAUGUCUUCUCUUCUCUCUUCUCUUUGGAAAAUACAACAAGCAAACCAAACAUACCAAAAAUAUUGAAAUAGCUCAGGUGCUAAACUUACUUAAUAAGAAAUUAAAGUUGUAGAUAAGUUGCAAACAUAACAAAAUGACCUCUAUAUACACAAAUCAUAUUACAUAUCUAACAUAAUUUCAUCUCAAAUAUAGCAUAUUCUUACAAUAUUAACUAGAGAGGUAGAUGAUAAAUUAUUCAUUCAACGCAUAUUUCAAAUCCAACUCAUUAUAUUCAUUUGAGAAAAAUCUGGAUAAAAUGAAGGAAAAAGAUGAAAAGUAACUUAACCGUUUAAUUUUUAAUAAUUAAUAAUUAAUAAUUUCUUCGUUUAUUUGUUUUUUUUUCU